Rubroshorea leprosula is the source of this 1470-nucleotide messenger RNA. Lineage: Eukaryota; Viridiplantae; Streptophyta; Magnoliopsida; Malvales; Dipterocarpaceae. The record is from the annotation of a GenBank genome assembly.
GUGAACUGAAUCCUCAAAUCUGCCGAGGACCGAGAAAGGGUCACUUUGAGGUUUGAGUUUGAGCAAACCUCCCUGUAUCCCGCCUCAUUGGUAUAUCGGAAAUAAAUCGGAGUCUUGCCGCCGAAAAAUUUCAAAGGAGCUUUAGGUUUUCUUGUGGUGAUUUAGAAUGUUAAAGACUUUGGUUUUGUCCUGCAAAGCAUUGAAGUUCCCGUCCGCAAAAAUACAGGGGUCUAGGCAGUUGAAGUGCAAGGCAACAAGGAUGGAGCUAACUCUGGUUCAACCUGAUGAUUGGCAUCUUCAUCUGCGCGAAGGCGAACUUCUUCAAGCUGUUGUAUAUCACAGUGCAAACCACUUUGGGAGGGCAAUCGUGAUGCCAAAUUUGAAACCUCCAGUUACAACCACUGCUGCUGCUGUUGCUUACGGAGAAUCCAUUUUGAAAGCAGUGCCUGCGGGCAGCAGCUUCAAUCCACUAAUGACACUGUAUUUAACAGAUACGACUAGUCCUGACGAGAUCAAGCUUGCAAGAAGAAGUGGAGUUAUUUUUGCUGUUAAGUUGUACCCUGCUGGUGCCACCACUAAUUCUCAAGAUGGUGUCACAGACCUAUUUGGAAAAUGUCUGCCUGUCCUUGAGGAAAUGGUUGAGCAGAACAUGCCUUUGCUGGUUCAUGGAGAGGUUACAGAUCCUAAUGUUGAUGUCUUUGAUCAUGAGAAAGUCUUCAUCGACACUGUUUUGCGACCUUUAACCCAAAAGCUUCCAAAGCUAAAAGUUGUGAUGGAGCAUAUUACUACUAUGGAUGCUGUUAGGUUUGUGGAGUCUUGUGAAGAAGGAUUUGUAGCCGCAACUGUUACUCCACAGCAUCUUCUUCUCAAUAGAAAUGCUCUUUUCCAAGGAGGACUGCAACCACACAACUACUGCCUUCCAGUUCUUAAAAGAGAAAUCCACAGACAGGCUAUUGUUUCAGCCGUGACCAGUGGAAGUAAAAGAUUUUUCCUUGGAACUGAUAGUGCUCCCCAUGAGAAACGAAGAAAAGAAUGCCCUUGUGGUUGUGCUGGCAUUUAUAAUGCCCCAGUUGCCUUAUCUCUGUAUGCAAAGGUCUUUGAAGAGGCAGGUGCACUUGACAAACUAGAGGCAUUUACAAGCCUCAACGGUCCAGACUUCUAUGGUCUUCCAAGGAACUCUUCAAAGAUUAAAUUGGUUAAGACUUCGUGGAAGGUUCCAGACUCUUAUUCAUUUUCAUUUGGUAAUAUCAUUCCUAUGUUUGCAGGUGAAACACUCGAGUGGCAAGCAUCCUCCUUGUGAGUCACUUUUUACUAAUUGACUAUGUUUUCUUGGUCAUUGAUGUGCGCUGCACAUGCUAUAUGGUAUUUUUUAUCACUGGAAGUAUGAGACCUGUGUUGAUUUUAACAACAAUUGAAGCAGCAAGAUUUUUGUUACUUGUUUAAACUUUAUACCAGAUAAUGAUAUGCAGC